CCUCCCUCCACCAAGUACCAUGACCAUCGACAUCAUCGCCACCAUCCUCUCGGUCGUCGUGUUGCUGCUGGCACUGCCCGUGACCUUUGCCGGCUACAAGCUCCAAGUCCUCACGGGCGCCGUCUCCAGCUUCUUCGCCGCCGCUCUUUGGUGCAAGCUCAUCAUCGCUGGCUUCAUGCGCAGCUCGUUCCUCACGCUUCUCAUCGGCAUCAUUGCGGCGGUCGUUGCCGCACGUAUCCACGUGGUUGGUCGCUUUGGCACCGUCGCGCUCGCGGUGCUCUUGAUCACUGAGGCCGUCGUCGCCAGCAUCUACACCUACUACGCGCUCGCUAUCGUCAUUGUCUCAGUCGUCACGAUCACCAUCGCGUAUCUGAGCUACAACUCACGCAAAGCGCUAAUUCUCUCGUCGGCGUUCUCAGGGGCAGCGCUGCUCGCGGGGGCCGUCGCGAUCUUGACAGCGACAACCGACCGCGCUUUUGACCGCUACGAACGAUCGUUCGAGAUGGACAGUGACGGCACCAUGGUUAUUCUUGUGCUUGCGCUGGCGUUCCUCGGUGGCCUCGUGGUGCAAUUCCGCUUCACGGCGCCCCUCGACACCCCGCCCGCGCCGACACUCGCAAGUGAAGAGACACCGCGCACGGCUCCGUACGCAGCUGUCUAG
This is a messenger RNA of Saprolegnia diclina VS20, 661 nucleotides long. RefSeq lists its product as hypothetical. Lineage: Eukaryota; Oomycota; Saprolegniomycetes; Saprolegniales; Saprolegniaceae. The record is from RefSeq and is a predicted model, not a curated record. The transcript has a single exon. The coding region runs from base 20 to 661 and encodes 213 amino acids.